CCUCUUCUUCCACACCCGCCUCACUUCAUCCCGCCGCAUGUCCCCGCACCUUCCACCGCAUCUGCUCAUCACACGGGCCCGUGGAGCAGCUCCGGACACGCGGCUGUGAGCUGACCGGCAGAGGGGUCGUCUCUACCGACAGACACUUACCAUGCAGGAGAUGUAACCCUCCUCCCUCUUAUUCCUUGCGUGCCAUCGGAAGAAACCCAAAACAGGAAAUAAAAAAAGAGACACUACGUGUAGUGAAUCAAGAUGUCGGCCCCUGACCCCUCCACCACAGUGGACCCCCCACUGCCACCCACCACACCGGGCACCCCUGUGCAGCUCUCCUUCCCUUUCCUGAGGGAGGGCAGCCGGGUAUGGGAGAGGGAAAGGAAACCGCCACAGCCAAGAGAGCUGCCCAGCCCACUGCCCACCAAGCGCACCCGCUCGUACUCAGCGACAGUGCGAGCCAAAUCAGGUCCAGUAUUUAAAGGGGUGUGUAAAAACUUCUCCAGGUCGCAGGGUCAUGGAUUCAUUCAUCCUUCUCAUGGAGCAGAGGACAUCUUUGUCCACAUCUCUGACAUCGAAGGAGAGUACGUGCCUAUGGAGGGCGACGAGGUCACAUACAAGGUGUGUCCCAUCCCUCCAAAGAACCAGAAGAUCCAGGCUGUGGACGUGGUGCUCACCCACCUGAAUCCAGGCACCAAGCACGAGACCUGGUCUGGUCAGAUCAUCAGCUCAUAGACCAGGGCUUUAGGCCUGCACCGAUUGGAAAAAGAAAGUUCUUGUAAUGGAGCCGGAAGGGGAGGGGAUGUAUGUUUUCAGGUUCUGUGGUUCGGAACCAGGUGUGAGAAAGAGGGAUCAGAGGUAGAACGUUAGAGUAUUAAGGUUAGGGUGAGAAAUUAAGCUUUGAAUGUACUUGUUGGAAUGUCUUUCUUUGAGGGUCAGGGUUUCAUCGUUUAGGUUGAGCGGUCAAAAGUUGCAGGAUCUCUCAUGCAACUUUACUUUGAGCUCCAGAGUAUAAUAAAACAUCAGUGGUGUCUUUGACCAGUUGAACAUGAGAUGUGUUAGAGGCCGAAAUGCAUUAAGAUCAAAUUUUAUACAAGUCCAUUGAUCCUCCAUGAGCACACGACUGAGGAGUUUGAUGUUAAGAGGACCGGCUCCGUGGAGGUUUGAAUUUUACUCCCACUUUUUUUCCGUUGUUCUCAAAAAUAAUUUCAAUUGCGCUGCCAAAAGUCAGUUGUUGAACGUCUGUGUUUGUGUUUACAAACAGAUGGAGACACUUUUGCAAUGGCCUUAUCUCUUGUGUAUUUUCAGACUUGGCUUACUAUGAAAUGAGCAGCUCGUCAGAUCUGUCUUCAUCUCACUGCCUUUAAAGAGUCAAAAUACAUCUAAAUGAGUAUAUUUACAGUCGUAAGUAAGUUUGUACACACUCUCAGUUCUGUCCCAGCUCUACUCUUAAUGAGUUUCGGCCUCAAGAGCUGUGAGCUCCACAUAUACGGAAUUAUCUUCCUUCCUAACUUUGUAGCACUACUGUGUUUUUGUCUUAAUGGCAAAUGUAGAAAUCCAGUGUUAUUGUAGCCAGCUCCUAUGAUGGUCUUAUGUUUCGGUGGGUGAGACUGUAGGAAGAACAAUUGUGAGCCUGCCACAGGAAAACCAGGCCGGAGGGUUUGGAGUUUGGAGUUUGGGGGAGAAGGAAACUGGAGAGGGAAAGUAAACCGGGCAGAAGAUGGAGUGAUCGUCUAUAAAUGUACUUGAUGCCGCUAGAUUUGAAAUGUUGCAUAGCACUUGUAAGGAGGAAGACCAAGAUGAAAGUCAGCAGCUAUCAUCAUAUUGGAUUCUUAGUUUGGUGCAACAGGGUAAAUAAAUGUUCUGGGAAAUAUUUUUACUUGCUUUGUCGCUCAGAGUUAGAUGAGAAUCAAUCUUCUUCUCUGGCUGUUGCAGGUAUAGCAUUUUUCUAAAUCAGGGUCCAUUGACAAAGCGGGGGCCAAAUAUAUGUCCAUAAUCCAUACGCUAUCCUUGAUUCAGUAAGAUGCACAUUUACUUUGUAAAAAGAUGGGUCAAACUGAGGAAGAUGAACUGCUGACUUUUAGGCUGAAGGUUAAGUAAAGUGUCAUUGGUCCUUGUAGAUGACGUUAAGAAAUUGAAGGGAAUAAAACAAAGCAGCAAAAGCUCUAUGAUUUAAGUUUAGAAAGACUUAUUUAUUGACUUAUUUAUUAUCAUUUGUAACUAUGAGACAUCAGGCGUUUGGUAUUUAUAAGUAUUUGUGCAAAUCUAAACCUGUUUGAAUACACUGCACACCUCACUCUAAUGAUACUACGCUGUUAAAGAAAACCUCGUUGCUACUGCCAUGUCAAUGUAGGGAUUUAAAAAACUAGCUUUCCAUACAUGAAUUACUAAUUUCUACUUAAUACUUGUCUAAUUUUUUAAAUAACUAUGUGAGCAGUUUUGUUGUUUUCGAAAUGGCACGUACUGUUUGUUGUAAUUUAUACGUAGAACACGUUGAGUGGGUCUCAUGCAGUGAUACAGCCGGAGCCUUCAAAGGGGCGUUGUCAGGUCUCCUAUGCAUCUUUUUUUUUUUUUUUUUUCUUGCCACGGUUAUGACUUAACAUCAUGUAGUAACACACUGUAUCUGUUUGUUUUAUUUUAAUGUGAGAGAAACAAGUUUGUUUCCCCAAGCAAUUUUAUUUUUUGAGUCAAACCACUGUGACAGUCAGUCUUUAGUCAUGAUAACGUUUUAAUAAAACUUACUACUGUGUUCAA
Platichthys flesus (European flounder) is the source of this 2745-nucleotide messenger RNA. RefSeq names its product cold shock domain containing C2, RNA binding a (gene csdc2a). The record is from RefSeq and is a predicted model, not a curated record. Gene Ontology annotation, biological process: regulation of mRNA stability. Lineage: Eukaryota; Metazoa; Chordata; Actinopteri; Pleuronectiformes; Pleuronectidae. Bases 253 to 726 code for a protein of 157 amino acids. Gene Ontology annotation, molecular function: mRNA 3'-UTR binding. Gene Ontology annotation, cellular component: cytoplasm. The transcript has 4 exons.